Messenger RNA from Aethina tumida (small hive beetle), 1759 nucleotides. Its product is annotated as p21-activated protein kinase-interacting protein 1-like. The record is from RefSeq and is a predicted model, not a curated record. Gene Ontology annotation, molecular function: protein binding. The transcript is spliced from 2 exons. Bases 71 to 1675 code for a protein of 534 amino acids. Lineage: Eukaryota; Metazoa; Arthropoda; Insecta; Coleoptera; Nitidulidae.
AUCUUAGGUUAUAACGAAUCUAGGUUAUGUAUUUUUAUGUGUAUAACCUCAAAAUAAACACGAUUUUAAAAUGAGUAAACAGGCGACGUUUGAAGUUAUUCUUGGUACAUAUGAGGAAUUUUUACUCGGAUAUUAUUUUUACGCUAAGCAAACCGAAGUAGUUCAAAGUUUUGCGUCACACGACCACAGCAGUAGUAUUCGUUCGGUAGCGUAUUCAGGAAAUUAUUUAGCAUCUGGUGGGGCAGACGACAAAAUUUUCAUUUAUGACUUGAAAACCAGAAAGGAACAUUGUGUGUUAACACAACAUGAUUCAACAAUAUCGGCUUUGCAAUUCACCAGCAACCAUUCCCAUGUGAUUUCAGGAAGUAGUGAUGGCGUUUUGGCCAUUGUAAGGACGGGAAACUGGCAAUUGGAAAAAAUUUGGGAGAAAGCCCAUAAAGGAAGUGCCAUAUUAGAUAUUGCAGUCCAUGAAUCUGGAAAGUUAGCCUUGACAUUGGGUUCAGAUUGCAGUUUAAGAACAUGGAAUUUGGUAAAAGGUAGACAAGCUUAUGUAAUUAACUUAAACAGUAAAAGCAAAGAUGCCAAGAGUUUGGAAAAAAUUGUUUGGGCCCCAGAUGGUGUUCAUUUUAUAUUAUAUGGAGGUAAAUAUAUAGAAAUUUGGAGCAUAGAAUCAGGUGGGAUUGUAAAAGUGAUUGAACUUAAAGAAAAAGUAUGUUCUUGUAUUUGGUAUACAGAUGAAAAGCUAAUAUUUGGGUUAGAAAAUGGUGAUUUAGGACAUUAUACAAUUGAAUCUGAAGAAAUAGAAACAUUCAAAGCUGGAGAAAGUCGAAUAAAAGCAAUUGCCACAUAUGAAAGUUAUAUUGUAACAGUGACAAGUUCUGGUGAAUUUAAAAUAUGGAAUAAAAACCUCAAAGAAAUUGUUGCACAUAACACUGGGUGCCGCAUUACAUGUUUGUGUAUUGUACCACAAAUUAAAGUUAAAAUUGAAGAAGAUACAAAUAUAUCUGAAGAGAUGACAAUUGUAGAUUCUCCACCAAAACCAUUAAAACCCAAAGUAAUUAUUGAAAUUGAAGAUACAGAUAAUGAUAUUACUAAUAUACCUAAGAAAAAAAAAGUAAAGAAGUCAAAGAACAGUAACAGUGAAGUUAAUAUUACAGAAGAUCAAAUAGCCUCUGUACCUAAAAAAAAGAAGAAAACAAAUUUAAAUAAUAGUGAAAGUGAAAUUGGAAAUGCAGAUAAUGUAGUAACCACUGCACCUAAGACAAAGAAGGUAAAGAAUUCAAAAAUCAAUAACAGUGAUACUAAUAAUGUUCUGGAAGAUCAAACAGCCUCUGUACCUAAGAAAAAGAAGAAAAGGCAUUUAAAAAAAUGUGAAAAUGAAAUUGAAGAAGCAGAUGAUGCAGUAUCCACUGCACCUAAGACAAAGAAGGCAAAGAAUUCAAAAAUCAAUAAUAGUGAUGUUAAUGUUAGAGAAGACCAAAUAGUCUCUGUACCUAAGAAAAAGAAUAAAAUGCAUUUAAAAAACAAUAGAAAUGACAUUGAAGAUGCACAUUAUAUACAGACAACUGCGCCCAAGAUAAAAAAGGCAAAGAUUUUUAAGAAUAGUGUUAUUGAAAUUAAUGAAGAUAACAUUAAUGGAAAACAAGAAAAUAGGACGAGUAAAAAAAAAAAAUAAAAAAAGAAAACUUGAUAAUUAAGAAAACUAAUUGUUAAUAUGUUUGUUUUUUAUAAACCAAAUAAAAUUUACAACAGUUUUUAA